Lemur catta (Ring-tailed lemur) is the source of this 4743-nucleotide messenger RNA. It is a transcript of the gene TMX3, whose product is annotated as thioredoxin related transmembrane protein 3. The coding region runs from base 162 to 1535 and encodes 457 amino acids. Lineage: Eukaryota; Metazoa; Chordata; Mammalia; Primates; Lemuridae. Gene Ontology annotation, molecular function: protein disulfide isomerase activity. Gene Ontology annotation, cellular component: endoplasmic reticulum. Gene Ontology annotation, biological process: peptidyl-cysteine oxidation. The transcript is spliced from 16 exons. The record is from RefSeq and is a predicted model, not a curated record.
AGGUAUGAGAGGGUAACGGAGGCCGGCCUGCCCCGCCCCCGUUCUCUGCGCGGAGCUUUCCCUCUGCGCCGGGUCGGUUCAGCUUCCCUUUCCGGGCGGGCAGGCGGCGGGCGCUGGUGUUUGUUUCUUCCCCUACGCAGUGUCGCCUUCUGGAGCUUCCCAUGGCGGGCGCGGCAGCUCGGAGGAGCCGGGCCGCCCUGCGGCUCUGCGCCACAGUUGUUUUACUUGAUGUGGCCCUCUGUAAAGGAUUUGUAGAAGAUUUAGAUGAAUCGUUUAAAGACAAUCGAAAAGAUGACAUUUGGCUUGUAGAUUUUUAUGCACCGUGGUGUGGCCAUUGUAAAAAACUGGAGCCAAUUUGGAAUGAAGUUGGUCUUGAGAUGAAAAGCAUUGGUUCUCCAGUUAAAGUUGGAAAAAUGGAUGCUACUUCCUAUUCUAGCAUUGCUUCAGAGUUUGGAGUUCGAGGUUAUCCAACAAUUAAGCUAUUAAAAGGGGACUUGGCAUAUAAUUAUAGAGGACCACGAACCAAAGAUGAUAUUAUUGAGUUUGCUCACAGAGUAUCUGGGGCUCUAAUUCGGCCACUUCCAAGUCAACAAAUGUUUGAACAUGUGCAGAAGAGACAUCAUGUAUUUUUCGUUUAUAUAGGUGGAGAAUCACCUUUGAAAGAGAAAUACAUAGAUGCUGCUUCAGAACUGAUUGUGUAUACAUACUUUUUUUCUGCCUCAGAAGAAGUAGUUCCUGAGUAUGUGAAACUAAAAGAGAUGCCUGCUGUACUUGUUUUCAAAGAUGAAACGUACUUUGUUUAUGAUGAGUAUGAAGAUGGUGAUCUGUCAUCAUGGAUCAACAGAGAGAGGUUUCAGAGUUAUCUCACUAUGGAUGGCUUCCUCUUGUAUGAACUUGGAGACACAGGAAAGCUUGUGGCUAUUGCAGUUAUUGAUGAGAAAAAUACAUCAGUUGAACAUACCAGAUUAAAGUCAAUUAUUCAGGAAGUUGCUAGAGAUUAUAGAGACCAUUUCCAUAGGGAUUUUCAGUUUGGCCAUAUGGAUGGAAAUGACUAUAUAAAUACCUUGCUGAUGGAUGACUUGACAAUCCCAACUGUAGUUGUACUGAAUACUUCAAACCAACAAUAUUUUUUGCUAGAUAGACAGAUUAAGAAUGCCGAAGACAUGGUCCAAUUCAUUAACAACAUUUUGGAUGGCACAGUAGAAGCCCAAGGAGGUGAUAGCAUUUUGCAGAGAUUGAAAAGAAUAGUAUUUGAUGCCAAAUCUACGAUUGUGUCUGUUUUCAAGAGCUCACCACUUAUGGGCUGUUUUCUCUUUGGCCUGCCACUGGGUGUCAUCAGUAUCAUGUGCUAUGGAAUCUACACAGCUGACACAGAUGGUGGUUAUAUAGAAGAACGAUAUGAAGUGUCUAAAAGUGAAAUUGAAAGCCAAGAACAGAUAGAAGAGAGCAAAGAACAACAGGGGCCCAGCAGUGGAGGAUCUCUAGUGCCUACAGUACAAGAGCCCAAGGAUGUAUUAGAAAAGAAGAAAGAUUGAGACUUUUACCACUAUAAAAUAUUUGAUAGGAUUUCAAAUUAUUGAAGAGUCUAUUUAUUGGAUUUAGACAUUUAAUCAUGAUCUUUACAGAAGAGAACAUGUUAUUUGUAUUUUGCUAAUAUCAACUGCAUGGAUUAAAAUAGUCCUUCCAUAAAUGGGGAGAUGUUUGGAGCAAAAAGAUGAAUGGUUUGUCUGAAACAAACACAAAGCAUUCCAUCAGAGCUUACCUUAGAGAUGUUAUAACAGAUCAGUUCUAUUUGCAUGUUUCUCUAUCUGAAUAUUCUGUGAGAAAGUUAAGAUUCUUUGGCAGAAUAUUUUAAUUGGCCAGUCAGGUAGAAGAUACAUGUUUGAUAUAGAAAAAUAAUACCUCCACCUCCUACCAACCAUUCUCCUCAUAUAUUUUGGACAAGAUUUAUAUGGACAAAAUUAGGUCUUUAAAAUUAGGCACUUUAAAGAGACCUAAUAACUUUUUCCAUGUAUCAAAUUAAGAUUGUGAGGUUAAAAAUAAUGUGGUUUUAUAUAGCAUAAUGGUUUUAUUUUGUUAUUAUUUUUAAAGGGGAGGAAAUGUUACUUUUUAACUUUAUACUCAGUUGCAUUAUUAUAAAAUUUUUGUAUGAGCCUGUAGUCUUGUCUUUGAAAAAGUAGUCUUGUGAUUGACCUUUGCAAAAUAAACAGGAUUUACUGGGAGCAGUAGUUUCAGCCCAUGCCCUGGAAUACUCUUAAUAGGUGUCUCAUGGUUAUUGUAGAAAGAGAAGGUUCUUUGUUAAUUCUACCCUGCAUUAGCUAGAACAGCCUAGUAUUUUUGUUUUGUUUUAUUUCUAUUUUAUAUAUUGACAUUUCUUCUAAAAUUUUCUUUGAUAAAAGCUGCUUUUUGAAAAGUAGUAUAUCAUAUAUUUGUUUAUGGUAUGCAAACUUGAUAACUUACAGUUCAAAAUAUACGUAUGUAUGCAGACACAAAAUUUAUUGACACAUCUAUAUAUAAUAUUGCGGGUGUGUCUGUGUUCAUAAAUGAGUGAUGAGUGACAUAAUCAGCAUGUCCAAUGACAAAACUUACAGCCAAUGAAGAGAUUGGUCUGUAACCUCCAUUCUCUCAAUUCUGUCACCCAUUUCAGUGAGUGACUUUUCAUAUUCUGUCUAUAGUGAAAUAAUAUAGGAAUUCUAUCCCAGGUAAUGUCUAAAAAUUUUGGGUUUUUUGAUAACAGUUUGGUUUGUUUAUUCUAAAUUAGUUAUUUCUGAGGCCUUUAUUUUAGCUAAGUUUAGAAUUUUUAUUAGGUAGCUAUUUGAGUAGUUAUUCAUUGAGUAAUUUAGUUUUCCAUUACAAAAGAUUCUAUUGGACAUUUAAGCAUGUUUAAUCAUUUUAAAGUAUUUAAUCCAUGGUCCUGACACAGGUCACCAGAUUGCUUCUGAUGCCAUAUUGAUCAGGACUAAGUGGAAUUACUAGCAAUUGUUUUGUUGUAUCCAUGUGUUCUUUUACUAGUUAAUAAUUAAAUUCCUAUCCUUUAUGUUUGACUCUCCAUUAUUAUUUUGUUAAUAAUGAAACAAAUACUCCAUCAGGGAAUUUCAGGAAAUACUAGAAUGAAAUGUUCUUAAGUGGAAACUGGAGAUAAAUGCUGUUAAAUUAACAAGUAGAUUCUUCUGCACAGAAUAAUGAGAGAUUCUUUUGGGGGGAUAAAUAUUAAUGUUUCCAAUGUUCCCAAGCUUCAGUGGUGAAGCUUGUUUUGCAGUAGUGAAAAGCGUAGGUAUGUACAGAUGCCUAACUGGAGACAGUCCAUCAAGGAAGUGAAAACUUAGCAGUUGGUGACAUGAAGAAAUAGGUAUAGAAAAUGUCAUAUUGAUUUUUUUUCUUCAUGUUUAUCACUAUCAAAUGUUAGUCUUCUGCAUAUUUUUAUCUUGUUGAUCAUCACCUGUAAAUAAAAAAGACCUCAAUAGGGAAAAAAAAAAAAAGGAUAGCUCAAUGUCUACCAGCAAACAAAAAUCCAGUGAUCUUCCUUUGUAUUGUGUGAUAUCCUUUAUAAAUGAAUGCCUUAGUUCUCUGUUACCCUUUCACAGCUUUGUACUAUUGCUUCAUAUUCUGUUUGUGCUUUUAAGGUAUGUGUGUUGGGAAAAGAAAAUGUGUGGUUUAUAAGUGAAUUAAUUUUAUUUCUUUUUAUAUUAGAAUUUUACUUUUGUCUUUAUUUUGGGAGAUUUUUAUUUACAGUGUAAGACUGCUCACAAAACGAAUUUUAAAAUUUGUUCUCUCGUAUGCUUUUCCCUUCAAUGUGAUAUCAGCUUACUAUGAACAUUAUUUUCAUUUCAGGAAAAAAUACUUCAAAAUAAAGGCAGAUCUUUUAAUAAUUGCAUCUAGUAGAAGAACAUAGAUAUCAUUCUAAUUCAGUGAUGAGUCUUAUGAUCACAUAUUCAUAAUGAGGUCCUUCAGUAAGUUGAAGUUUUGCCUUCUCUUUCAGUUACAAGGAAGUUCUAUUUCUAACUUGUAAAAUUCGAAAUUCUACAUCUUUGCUGUUGCUGAAUCUGGUGCUCAGACAAUAUUUAAGGAUAUUUCAAAAAGACAAAGUGCAUGUUUUUAUCAAGUAACCUAUGCUCUCCAUUAGCUUGCAGUUCUUUUUUUUUUUUUAAUUUCAUUGUGUGCAUCAAUAUUUUCCUAGCUACUAUUAUCUGAAGCUUGUUUGAGGUACCUUAGGUCUAUAAUUUUCAUUUUCUUCCUCACACAUACUGCUUCCUGUAUCUGGUUUAGAAAUAACGUUAAGAUGCCAAAUGUCCAGGGCUUGGAGGGUCUUAUAUGUGUAGUUAAAACAAUUAGCUGUAUUUUUUAUUUACUAGAUUUUGUUAAUGAUGUUUCUUGUUUUUUGCUUUGGUGCCUUGUUAGUUUUGGUUUUGCAAAAUAAUUUAAAUAUUAUUAUCAUUGCUUGAUAUGACAUUGGGGGCAGGACAGGGAAAAAAAUCACUCAGCCAUUCUUAUGCAGAAAUUGUUCAAAUAAAUCAGUGUGGUGACUAUCAGUUGGUGAGAUUAGGUUUGCUGUUUUAUUUUUAUAAAUCUAUAUUUUUUCUGAAUGUGUUUGAGUCCAAGAGUGGGCAAAAAAUAAUUUUCUACUUUGGACUAAUCUAUAGAGGUUUUUGAAAGUCUGUAUUACUAACUUGCUGAAUUUCUGAUAUCCUGCCUUACGGCUGUAAACCAUUGUUUUUCUAAAAUAAAGUAAUUGAAAACCUCUAA